This is a messenger RNA of Hemiscyllium ocellatum (epaulette shark), 4811 nucleotides long. It is a transcript of the gene sfi1, whose product is annotated as SFI1 centrin binding protein. Lineage: Eukaryota; Metazoa; Chordata; Chondrichthyes; Orectolobiformes; Hemiscylliidae. Bases 525 to 4505 code for a protein of 1326 amino acids. Gene Ontology annotation, molecular function: phosphatase binding. The record is from RefSeq and is a predicted model, not a curated record. The transcript is spliced from 32 exons.
GAACGGUGUGUGUCUCCCCGGGAUCUGAUGAGGCCUAACCGCUUUCUCUCGGUAAUUAAUUCAUCCUUCUGAGUACAACCGCGGCCUCACCCUCCUUGAACAGAGCGGCGCGAAACACGGCCUUUCUGCCCCAAAAAGUACAAGUAUUUGAUAAAAAACUAAUGAUUUAUGCAACAUUUUUGUUUGAAGUCUCAUUGCAGGAUCCACUGAGUUCCAGUCAUAAGAAUUUAGUUGUUCUAAAGGACACAGCAACAAAGAAAACAAAGUAAUCACCUGAAUUAUCUGACACAUGAACGUUUGUCACAUCCUUUCAAACACCUACCUUCUGAAACCUAACUGCUACUCUCUGAUGACUCUUGAGCAUGUACCCUCACUGUCAUCACAAUAUUUUUGCAGCUAAUUCAAAGUGAAUACUCAAGCACGUUGUCAAACCAAGAGGACUUAAUCAAAGAUUUGACAGCUGACACAAUUGGAAUUGCUGUAAAGAAACUUCACUGAUCUCGUUGCAGGAUGGUUGAUGUUUCAUGUUGAUUUAUUUUUCACUCUCAUGGAAUCAGAUGGAGCAAAAAACAAAUAAGAUUACUUCAAGUUCUGCAAAAAUUCCAGUUAGAAAGGAUUUAGGAGCACAGAAUGAUCGUUCAGUAAAGAAAGAUCAUCAAAGGGAUAUGUUGGUGGAUUCGACAAUGAAAGGCCAGCUUCCCAAAAGCAUAUCCCAGGGACAUUCCAUAAAGCGUGGUGGGAUUAAUGUUUAUCGUGUCAAAAAGAGCUUGAUUCGGGACAGAGUGAAUUACACCUGGAACAGAGGUGGGCGAUUAAAGGAACUGCGCUUAAGGCACCUUGCGAGAAAAUUUCUGCAUUUGUGGAUUUGGAAGACAUUUGGGAGAAUCCUUCCAUCCCAAGCGAGAUCCCAUUACUGUCACUCAACUUUGCGAAAAACCUUUCAUGAAUGGAAGGAGCAGUGGUGGAGUGUGCGAGUAGAAUGGAAACUGAUGGUUCGUGCAGACUGUCACUACAGAUAUCACAUGUACAAUCACACAUGGAGAGCCUGGCACACAUACAUCCUUCAGCAACAGAUGAAGAAAACAAAACUUGCCAAGGCGAUUUCACAUGCUGAUACACAGAUGUUUCGGAAGUUCUGGAUCAACUGGACGUUGUACGUGAAGAUACGGAAAACCAAACGCAUGAUGCAGUUUGAGGCUGAUGAGUUCCGUGUGAAAGCAACUCUUCAGGCUGCGUGGUUCAUUUGGACCAAACAAUUGGAAAGAAAGGAAAGAAAUCACAGAAUGGAUGGCCUGGCAAUGCAACAUUGGGCCAAAACCUUGCAGCAUAGGGCUUGGCUUCAGUGGAAUGCAUUAUUGCAUUUGUCGCAACAAGAGCAGGAGAGGGAUAGCCGAGCACAGCAAAUAUACCAACGACGUUGUCUGCAGCGAUAUCUGCUGGCUUGGCUUGUAUAUGUCCAGGUUUGCAGGGACAAGAGGUGUCAAUACAGAUUGGCUAGACAGAAAUACGAGCAUUCUGUUGUUCAGCAAUGCUUUUUGUUAUGGCACGCGGCCUGGUGCCUUCAAAGGAGCAUCCGUGCACAAGAUGAUCACCUCCGUGAACUGGGCAGGAGGAGCAUUCUGCGGAGGACCUUUCUCCGCUGGAGUCACUAUGUUUCUCUUGCUGCUGAAAAGACUAACCUGUGUAGAUUGGCAGAUGAUCAUUACCACCAUCAUCUGCUGCAAUCAAGUGUUACUGCUCUGAGGUUCAAUGUGAGAAGCAUUCGACAGAAACAGAUGUUUAAUAACCUGGCGCACCAACAAUUCCAUGUUUGGAUGCUGCGAAGGUGCUGGAAUCAGUGGAAAUUAUGUUUGGAUCAGCAAGAGGAGCUUGAACUUAGAGCAUUGACAGGACAAGCCCAAAACCAUUUCAGGGAGGUAUUGCUGAGGAAAUCUUUCCAUUGUUGGAUAAAAGGCAUUCAAGAGGAAAAGUGGUAUCAGGUUCAGGAUGAGAAGGCUCAUGCUCAUUACUGUCGGAACUUAUUACCUUUGUAUCUAAAGAAGUGGAAAGUAUUUGUCAGUGAGAAGAAACGCCUGAAUCAGAUGAAAGAGACCGCGUGGGAAUUUCACAGAGAGAUGUUGCUGAAAUUGACUUUUCACACAUGGUGGGAAAAGUUGGAUCGUCAGCGUGAGAAUCGAACGGCAGAAAGAUUGGCUAUGAUUCAUUAUACUCGUUGCGUGUUGCUGCGGUUCUGGUGGAACUGGCGUGAGAAGACUGCCGUCUUGUUGGAGGAGAGAGAGAAGGAGGCCAUUGCUGAAGAUCACUUUAAACAUCAGUUGCUGCGUAAAUCAUUGCACUUUUGGAAAAAGACUGUGGCAGAACAAAUAGCAGGACGAGACCAUGAAGUACGAGCUGUAAGACAUUGGUGCAGAUGUCGCUUGCGCGGAACCUGGAGGGCUUGGCGGUUGUAUGUGCAGAAAAAACAUGAGAAAUGGAAAAAACACGUGUGUGCAGAUGUACAUUUUCAGAAGAAGCUGCUGUCAAAAGCUUUGCGCGAGUGGAAGGUUUUCCAUUGCAACAAUCAGCAAAUUCUUUGCAAGGUGGAUGAAAAGGGGAAGAAACAGAGAAGAGAUUUAUUAAGAUUUUUCUUCUACACCUGGAGAGAAAAUGCGCGCACGCUGGCUGAUGAAGCUAGGAAAGCUGCCCAAGCAGAUCAGCAUUAUCACCAUGUCCUUUUAGCCAAGGUUGUGGAAUACUGGAGAGAUACAAUCACACUUCAGAUGUAUCAACGACAACAGGAGGUGGAACUCGUGCUGGAAGCAAGACAACGUAUUGAUUUUCUUCAGCUGCAGCAUGCGUUUUCCCAUUGGAAGCAGAUCAGUCGAAGCUCAGUAAUAUUACGAGACAAAAUGAAGGCUGCUGCCCAACACUAUGGACAGAAGAUUAUGAUGAAGUGUCUGUUGUCCUGGAAACAGCAUCAUGCCUAUUAUUUGAGGGCAGUCUUAUUGCAACGACGUGGAGAUUGGUUUCAAGCAUUGCGACUUUAUCGAUGCUACUUUACCGACUGGAAAGUAAAACUGUUAUUGAAACAUCAGGAGACCAAGAAGACAGCAAUAGCUUUAUGGCAUUGGUCUCUUUCACUUCAAGGGAAGGUAUUUGAUGCCUGGCUGAUGUAUAUAGAGGAGCGGCGCAGGAAAAAGUUACGCAUUGCAAAAGCAGUCCAAACCUAUCGCAGUCACUUGCUAAGAUUGGGUGUGGCUGCAAUUCUUCAGUACACUUCUGACAUGGUGCGGUUUCGCAGUCAAGUUGCAGCUGAGCAUCAGAUGAAGACUGCAUAUAGCCUCCAUCAGGUUGUCUAUCGCUGUGCUAUGACCUGGAAACAAAAAGUGCUCUGCAAGAGGGAGAGGCCAAAGCACAAGUCCUGUGCUGUGACACGCAAAAAAUCUGUGGCUUUCACGCUUCCAGUUUCUGAAGUUUGUAAAGAGAAUAGUGUCAGUAUGAAAACUGGGAUCUUGAAGAGUGAAUCAAAGGAAAGGAUUUCAAAGGUUGCAGCCAAUCCCAUCAGGUAUGAUGGUUUACCAACAACGCUGCCUGAUAAGGACAUGGAUUUCACCAAUUUACCCCCUGCAUGUUCGAUAAGGUUACAGCCAAGAAAGCCAGAGUUCCUAUUUGAAUCACUGCAAAAAAAGGAUCUCCUGCACAGGAUCCACAACCGCGGCAGUACCUUGGACUCCACAAUGUCAGCAAUGACAGAUUUGUCAGUAGCCAGAAUGGAGACUUCAGUACCAAGCAAACCCAUUGACACACGGGGUCACACCAGUCUAAGUGUCCACUCUGAGAAAAAUGGUGCUGCCAGUCAGUCAUUACGUUUUGCAGAAGUGACAGGGAAUCUCCAAAUGAUGCUGUCACAGGGCUUCUUUCCCUUUGCCCACUUUGUUCCUUCAAGGGCAGCCAAGGAUAGCCAGGAACAACCCGUGCAUAAGGAACUCCUGCUGCCCCCGUCUGCAUUCCUGUUACCUGGGAAAGAGAAUGUGAAUAUAAACAUGGAGCAGGACAGGCACAGUCACAUUGCUGAUGCUGAGCACAUUCACAAGGAUGAGAAAGGUUUGAGUUGGCAGUCACCCACAAAUCCACAGCUGCUCUCUCAAGAUGAAUUUAGGAUCAGGCCUGGAUGUCGCAGUGUGUUUUCUCAGGACACAGAUUCAGAUAAUGAUUCUGAUGGAUGUAACCAGCAAUGUCGGCUAGAGGCAGAACUACACGAGAUACGUCAGGAGCUGCAGCGUUUCAAUGACAAUAAACAGAACCUCAGGUCCUGGCGGAAACAGGCCUCAGUACUCCGAAACUGGCUGCAGGUAAAUGCUGUACACAAGGGGGAGGAUGUGCUGGAGAUCAGGCAGGAACUAAAACAGCUGGAGACGGAUAUUGAAAAGCUUUCAAAGAAGCUGCGCAAGGAUGAACCUUACAUACAGGGCCACGUUGCGAGAGUUCAGGAGAUCCGGCAAAUCCUGACUGAGAAAGAUCAGUAAUCAUCACUUUCAAGUUUGCUGUCUCUGUGAUGUGUUUUGCCAAAGCAGAAAAUCUCAGUCAUACUGAGCCCCUGAAAGAGGGAAACCAGCAUCGAGUUUGAAGCACAUGUUCCAAAUGGAGUCAUGAAAGCAAAUUCUGAACUUAUUUUCACAACAGUCUUUACACAAUAUGGUGGUGAAGGGCAAGCAGGUGUAGCAUUUACUGAUUUAAUAACUGGUAUUUAGUUAAUUUGUAACUGUACAAUGUUAUAAAUCAAUCUGUAAUCAUGUAAAUAUAUUCCAAAAUAAAGAUUAUUCAACCAAGAA